Arvicanthis niloticus (Nile rat) is the source of this 589-nucleotide messenger RNA. The record is from RefSeq and is a predicted model, not a curated record. NCBI's taxonomy places the organism in Eukaryota, Metazoa, Chordata, Mammalia, Rodentia, Muridae.
AUGCCUCUGAACAUAGGGACAAAUGUCCUUGCACUUGUGGAAGAAAACCCAAGAAAUCAUAUCUUCAAAGCAAUCAAGGUGAAAGCUAUGAAUAAUCUUCCUGAGGGCAGUGAGCCAUCAAAACUUGGCAGAAGGCUUUGUAUCAAAUGUGUCACCUCUGUAACUGAAGACAACAUCUAUAUCAGCAAGGACACGUUUUUCCCGUUAUGCAUGUUUUCUGGAGGAUUCAGACCAUUCAAUGGAGAUUUGCUGCUGGUUGAGUAUUCCAUGAACCCGGGCACUUCAAACAUGAAUAUCCACUCUGCGAGCCCCCUCAACUCUCAGAAUAUGGAAGAGGUCUGUGUUACCAGCAUUGAUGGAAGAAAUGGCAUGGUGGAAUCUACCAUUUUUUUUACCCUCGAUUCUCUCCACAUACCUUCUGGGUAUAUACCAGGAUUAUACGACAUAGUGGAUGUUGUUGCUGUGGACACUAUGCAACCACACUGUUCUUGGAGAGCAGUAUCAAUGACCCCACUGGAAAUGGUGAACUAACCAGACCUUGUCAUUCAUUUUCAGACUUCUGUCUGUGGUCAUGGUGUAAUAAAAUAGU